AUGGCGAAGCGCGAGGCCCCACCGCCGAGCAACGAAAUCGAGCGCAGCACUCUUGAGGAGACACCGACUGUCCUUGAGUUCAAAGGUAUUCCACGUUAUGAUAACCCGAUAUCAGGCUGCACCGGUACAUCUGUGGCAGGAAGAGGACGUUCCUUGUCCGCCUUGGAACGUUUGGACCGCAUCCGCACGCAAAGACAGUUGUUGCGCGGAGAGACAACUUCAAGCAGCAAGAAUACAGUGAAGCGCGACAGACCGAUGCACGAAGAUACACACCAGGUGAAGCCGCGUCAGGGAGGUCUGAGAGCCGAGUAUAGACCGCAUGAAGGGGGUCUGAGAGCCGAAUACAAACCUGCGCCUCAAGAUAUUCCACCGCAUGGAGGAGGUUUGAAAGGCGAAUACACACCUGCAUCGCAAAAUGUUCCGGGAAUUCAGAUUGGCUCUGAGCCACUGUUCACACCGUACCUGCCGUGUGAAACAGCACCGACAGUGAAGAAUGAAGGAAGAAGUGGCCCCGACAGCUUCGCCUCUGGAGGAAUGACCAUCGAAGGAGAAGGAAGUUCGGAAGCGAAACUACUACAAUCGUGCAGUGUAAGCCAUGAAGGAGAGGAAAAGAAGAUUCUUCCACGCCUGGAGAUGAGAGUCGAGGAGCUAGAAAGCAGCGAAAAAGCCUCGCAAGAACAGAUCAUGCCGCUUAAGUCUAAGCUCCCAGACAGUGAGAAGGGCCCGAGGACUGGUCCGGAGUCAUGA
Molecule: messenger RNA, 747 nt
Organism: Ramularia collo-cygni
Lineage: Eukaryota; Fungi; Ascomycota; Dothideomycetes; Mycosphaerellales; Mycosphaerellaceae
Exons: 1
Coding region: 1-747 (248 amino acids)
Source: RefSeq, a predicted model, not a curated record